Molecule: messenger RNA, 2238 nt
Organism: Bipolaris oryzae ATCC 44560
Lineage: Eukaryota; Fungi; Ascomycota; Dothideomycetes; Pleosporales; Pleosporaceae
Exons: 4
Coding region: 1-2238 (745 amino acids)
Biological process (GO): protein phosphorylation
Molecular function (GO): protein kinase activity; ATP binding
Source: RefSeq, a predicted model, not a curated record
AUGCCCGAGGAAGACAAGUACGACGUUCUCGAGAAGAUUGGCCAUGGCUCCUUUGGAGUUAUUCGCAAGGUCAAGCGCAAGUCGGAUGGAUAUAUUCUCUGCCGAAAAGAGAUCAGCUACCUCAAAAUGUCCCAGAAGGAGCGUGAACAGCUGCAGGCCGAGCUGUCCAUCCUCAAGGAACUCCGACACCCAAACAUUGUCGCCUACUUCGAGCGCGACCACAUCAAGGCAUCCCAGGACCUUCACCUGUACAUGGAGUACUGCGGAAAUGGCGACCUAGGCCGCGUCAUCCGCGAACUGAAGAACAAGAACCAAAUGUGCGAGGAGGAAUUUAUCUGGAGCAUCUUCAGUCAGAUUGUGAGCGCAUUGUAUCGCUGCCACUAUGGUGAAGAUCCGCCCGCCGCUGGUCGCAACGUCAUGGGUCUCGUCGGCAAUGCGAAGCCUGUUCGCGACCCCCGCAAACCCAUGAUCCUUCAUCGCGAUCUCAAGCCUGAAAACAUCUUCCUUGGCGAUGACAACUCCGUCAAGCUCGGCGACUUUGGCCUUUCCAAGAUUCUCCAAUCCCACGACUUCGCAUCGACAUACGUUGGUACCCCAUUCUACAUGUCCCCCGAAAUCUGCAAGGCCGAGCAGUAUGGACCUCAUUCUGACAUUUGGGCCCUCGGUUGCAUCAUAUACGAGAUGUGCACAAAGUCUCCCCCAUUCAACGCCAAAACCCACUUCGAACUCAUCUCCAAGAUCAAGCUAGGACGCUACCCCGACAUUCCUGCCUGCUAUUCAGCCGAACUCAGAAAGGUCAUUGCCAGCUGCCUGAACACCACACCCGAUCACCGCCCAGAUACUGCCGCCCUUUUGAACUUGCCAAUCGUCAAGCUGAUGCGCAAAGAGCAGGAGGUGGUUAAACUUGGACAGGAUCUGCGCGAGCAGAGGAUGCUUACUGCAAAGCGCGAGAAAGAGGCGAGCGAGGCCAUCUCUCGAAUCCGCAAAGAGCUCGACGACCAAUUGCGCAGAGAAUGGGAGGUCAAGGCCCAGCUAGAGAUUGAGCGACAAGUGAAGCUCCAGACCGAGCAGCGCGUGCAAAAGGAACUUGCCCACCUUCAGGCCACAUUUGAAGGCGAGGUAAACAGACGUGUAGAACGUGCUCUGAAGAUGUACCCAACCCGACUCAGCACGUCGCCAAAGCUUGCUCCUCGAUCCAACACACCGACAACUUCAGCAACAGGGCCAUCAGCCGCCUUGUUCCCAGCCGAUGUUGAGGCACCAACCGCCAACAGCUCAACAAAUACGCUGAACACAGACUCUGAUUUCGCGAGCGGAACAGACUUGUCAUCGCUUUCCCUCGAUGACACUGCCGAGGAAGCUGUCAUUGCAGCAAGGCCAAAGGCGAAGCGCCCGUCUCGCGGUCCACUUGUGCGCGCUCGUACCAUGUUCAACCAGCCUUCGUCAACACAAGUCCCCGACUCCCCGAUGGACGUUCAGAUGGCGGAGCCUUCACCCGCUCCGACAUCCCUCAAGGGACUCUCUCUUUCUCCUCGCCGUAACGCGCAGCCUAAGCAAAACAUCUUCGCUGCCGCCAAGGAGGGCGCAAAGAGGUGGGAAGCCGACGUCCCUCCAUCGCCAACUGAGGCCGAGUGGAAUGGCGACUUCGAUGACGACGAUGAUCUUCCAGUACUACCAUCGCCAACACGAGCCCGCAGCGCCUCUAGUAGCCGUCCCCGGAACGAUGACCCAUUCAAAGUCCUUGCGAAUGCCCAGGCGCCGCUACUCAAGGCCAACACGCGUCUCGGUAAUGCACCAAACCUUCUUGGUCCCAGGACUACCAAGCCACGACCAGUCUCUGCAGUACCCAUUGUUGCAGCAUCUCCCUCUCGGCAAAAGGCCAAGUCGACUGACAACGCAUCGACGUCGCCACGGAAGGCGGGCGCUACCACCAAGGCAAUCCCAUUUGCUGGUCUCCCGUCAAAGAAGGGCAACGAAGCGUUCCGUGCCCAAGCUCUACGUAAUAACGGCGCUGUUCAAGGUCGCACCCUUGUUGAGCUCCAGCAAGCACGCGGUAUCCCCCUCCAGACCAUGAGCGAGGACGAGGGUGGCGCAAAGAAGGGCUUUGGCUACGGUGGCAGGAGAAGCCCUGUUAAGCAACGAGGCGGCGGCAUCAGCCCACCCGCUGUCUGGGAUCCUAACACAGAGCCCGAGAUGCCCUCUCCCUUCAUUGUCCGCAGCAAGCGCAUGGUCCUAUAG